UGAUGCGUCAGUCAAACCUGGAGUCUGCCCACCAGAAGUGACACAUAGGAUUCAACAAACAUGAAGAUGCCAUUCAUCCCAAAGGGUCUACGCCCGCCUAGCUGUCAGUGAGAUUGCUCAUCACAGGGAGGUACUUCUUGGGGUCUCCCAGAAAAGGAGAGGAAGGAGGCUGGUUGAAGUGACCCAUCAAGAAGACACCUAUGGUGCCGAUGAAAAAGAGCAGAGCCAUGAAGAUAAAGCAGACCCGGUCGAUUACCCUGGCGACCAGGAACCACUCUUCAUUCUCCUGCAGGGUGACAAAGGGUGUCUUGAGGCCAGUGUCUGAUGGAAGUCGACGGCAGCUGUAUGGAUGGCACAAGUUCAGCUGAUCUCCGCUGUCAAAGCUGAGUACUUACCUUUAAGUGCACUUUGGGGCAUCCUGUAGACUUCUCUGCCUGCCGGAGCUGCCAGUAAGCAGUCCAGGCCCGUGAACAGCAGCGAUACCAGCACCAGCAUCGUGUCAGGGCAUGGGGUGUCCAGUGGCCACAGCCGGGAGACACUUGUUGAAGAGAAUGCAGAGACGAUGCACUCUGGCCUGAUGGCGUCCAGGCCAUUAGCUGUGAAUUAUGGUGCUGCUGCCAUCACAGCCAAUUGUCUGGACGACAAGCAGGCUUUGCCUCUCACUUUGCUUUGCCGUGUGUUAGCCUCCAGCCAAGUGGCGGGCUCGUCAUCUCUGCAGUGAUCGUGCAGGUGCUUUAAAAGAUGCAACACUCCGAGUGAAGGGAUGCAGAGACUAGACGAGGCACAUCUUCAGACUGGGUAUUGACCAGCACAGAGUUGUUGGGACCCCCAACUGAGAAAAUGGUUGGACUGAGAAACCGCUCCACUUGGGAACCUUUGGUGCUCAAGUCCUCCUGCAUCAAAUCCUGCGCCAUCGGCUGCUCCCUGGGCAUCACGGCGCACCUCACCUAUGCCAACGCAGACAAGGAGCCUGUUGAAGGUGUGUUUGUGUACCCUCUUGGAGAAAAAGAGGUGGUGGUGGGCUUUGAAGCCACAAUCGCAGGACGGCAGAUGGGCGUUCAGAUCCAGAACCGAGGGAAGCUGAAGGACUGCUGCUUGGACUGCUGCCCUGGUUCUGGUCCUGACGGCCGGGAAUGGAACUGCUGCGGGAGCUCCGGUUUGGACAUGCAGUGCACCAAUGGACAUCUCAUUCUGGACGAAGACCUGGAAAGAACCACUUUCAUCGUGGGCACAGGGGUCAUAGGUCCCAUGGAUAUUGUGUCCAUCAUCAUGAAGACCUCACUGGAACUUCCUACACUAGAAAAUGGAGCCAUCCGCAUUGUCUACCCGACAAUCCUGACGCCCGUCGUCACACACAUGACCACAAGCAAGAGUGAAAACGGGGGGAAAUCCGAAGAAACCGGACCAACCAGCUGUUUUGGUGCCACCUCAGGAAAACAGGACCGGGUUCUAGAUACACAGCAGCAGUAUUGUGCCCAUGCCAUCUUCACACGUCCAGCAGCAAAUUUGGCUCCUUAUGAACUCAACUUUCAACUGCUGGUCCGAGGGGCCUGUCUGCUGGCCGGACUGGAGAGCCCCACUCACGCCCUGAGGGCCGAUGCUGACCCCAGUGCCCAAAGUGCCUCCAUCACCUACAUCACCUUAGCGCAGGAGCAUCCCUAUGACCGACACAUAGAGAUCAUUCUGCACCUCAGCGAACCACACAGCCCACUGGUCAUCAUAGAGAAGGGCAGACUCUCCUUUGCCCAGUACGGAAAGCACAUUCACUCUCGACGGGAUUUCAUCCGCUGCACCCGCAAAGAUCCCCAACCAGAGAAAAAGGUGGAGUUUGUGAGAAAGCGCUACCACAAGGACAUUCUCAACAACCCAGUGUUGAUGCUCAACUUCUGUCCUGAUUUGUUGGAGGAGCCUCUGGAGCUGAACAAAGCAAACAGAGAAACCCUGUUUCUGGUGGAUGGCAGCGGCAGCAUGAGCGGCGACAACAUGCGUCGGGUGAAGGAAGCAAUGGUGGUCGCGCUAAAGAGCCUCCCUGCAGGCACCUUGCUCAACAUCGUCGGCUUCGGCACAAACGUCAAGUCUCUCUUCACGGCCAGCCAGCUCUGCACCGACGUGACGCUGAUGCAGGCGUACGAGUAUGUCCAGAAGAUGAGAGCUGACAUGCGAGGCACCGACCUGAUGGGGGCGCUGUCCUGGGUGUACCAGCAGCCCAUGCAGCAGGCGUACCCUCGCCAGGUGUUCAUCAUCACAGACGGGUCCAUCAGCAACGUGGGCAAAGUUUUAGAGCUGGUCCGAAGGAACACGUGCGCUGGCAGAUGCUUUGGCUUAGGUCUGGGUCCCCGAGCCUGCAGGCGACUCCUGCAGGGCGUGGCCAAGCUGACAGGAGGCACCACAGAGAUUUUGGAAGAUGGGGAACGCCUUCAGCCAAAGCUCAUCAAGUCACUGAAAAAGGCCCUUGAACCUGUGCUGACUGAUGUGCGGAUUGACUGGUACCUGCCCGAAAAUGUGGAGGCCCUUCUUUCCCCAAAUGAAAUACCUCCACUCUACCCGGGGAACCGCCUUAUUGGUUACUGCACGCUGUACGACAUGACAACAUUUAAAGCCAAGUGUCAAGGGCGGGCCUAUAAAGAUACACGUAAUGUCUCCAUUGGCUCGGUUUUUUGCCAGUCGAAUGAUGAGAUGUCGCCGCCUACUUCGGAACUCAUGCCUGCAGCUGCCUGCUCGGAAGGUAAUGACUUGGAAGAGGCGCUGAGGGAGAUAUCCCGAGACAUCUCCUCUGAGUUUUCCUGUGCCAAAGAUGCUGACCCCACAGGCUGGUCCAGUGAUGUUCGGACAAGGAUCCAGGAGACCUCCUACAUCCAGGAGCAGUAUGUCCUCACCCACUGCUCCCUUAGUAGCGAGCGCAGUCCUCCUACGCACGUGCAGGCCUCGUCAAGUUCGAACACUACGAGCAGGGCCUGUCCGCCUGAUCCCAUUGACUCCGCUCCGCUGUUGGACACGGGAUCUUUACCACAAGGUCUUGAGAAAAUGCCCGCUCUAGAACCGAGAUCGUCUAUGUCUCGCUGGGCUGACUCAGAGUGGCAGGAAAACCUCUCAGCUGAGAGUCCGCACGACAGCAUGAAAAAGAGUUGUGCUGAAGAACCUCAUGGGAGACAAAAAUCGCUGGCCCGUUCAACCAUGGCAGCACGAAGCUUCUCAUCGCCGCAAGGUGAGAUGGAGAUGCAUCGCCUCAGGAGAGCUCUGGAGAGGGUCUCUUUCGACCAAACUCUGGGAGGGAGGCUGGAUGAAAGUGACGGAGAAUCAAAGCCAGCAGAUGUACUGUCCCACAGAAGCCUGAAUGAUUCCAGCGGACUCCUUUUUCCCGCUUCUCCUCUCGACUGGGAUAACUUCACAGACCCCGAGUAUCUUUUCACUGCCGUCUCUUUGGAGGAUCCUCCACCGGGUCAAUGUCGCUCACUCAUUCACGGGCUUCUAGGAGGCAGACCCGUGUCCUGGGAGGUCACCGUCAACCUGAGCCACCUCUGGGUGCCUGAAGACAAGAGUGCCACAGGGGUGGCAAGUGGAGGAGGAAGUGAAAGGGAAUCUUGGGAGGAGAUCGUUCACCAGCUCACCGCUCGCUCCGUCAUAAGAGACUUUGAGAAAUUGGCAGAGCGGGAGAACCAAACAGAGCACGGUUCAGCAAAGCGAUACCGUGUGAAGGCUAUCCAGACCAGCAAACAUUGCAGUGUCACCUGCAUGUACACGGCCUUCACCAUCCUUGACAGCAACCCCAACAGAGGCUUCCAGGAAAGUAUGGAGGUCCAAAACACAGGUACACUUGUGAGGAGCAGUCGCCGAUCCCACUCAGGUAGUCGCAAGCAAAAAACUUACUCUGUAGGUCUGGGCAGACGACCUGCCAGUGGAGACUGUGAAGAGGUUGAGGACACAUUUAACUCUACAGACAGAGAUGACACCCCUACAUCACCUCAAAGCCUUAUAUCCUGGGACUCCAAUGUCGGGGGCAAUGCCCCCAGUACUGCUGCCUCAGCAACAACGGGCCCCUCGUCCACACGUUCUCAGAGAUCCAUAGAGAGCAAGUCAAUGGAGAGCUUCUUUGGAACGAGGUUUCCGCUCGGCAGACUCAGAUCCUCUAUUUCAUCAGGAAGACAGGUUCCUCUCAAGUCCCACUGCCUCUCUGCAGAGAGUGAGAAACAACCUGACAAAGAAGCGUCAGACUACCUGCCCCUGGUUCGCCUGCAGCUAGCUUCAGGAGCCUUUCUCCUCACAGAGCUCUACGCCGACUGCGUCCAGAUCUCUUUAGACCGCCUAAAGAGGGCAUCACCCUACACCCUGCAUAGACGCAGCCUCAGCCCACCUUUCCGCUGUCCAUCUCCCAGCGCUCCAUCUUUGUCCUCGGCCGCUAAAACCCCGGCUAGUCAUCACGUCACCUUCUCACCAUCCUCCUGCUCCCUCGUCAAAACAAACGCGCCUCCUUUUCACCACACCCGAGACGACAUCCCACUGAUGCUGGAGCCAAGGCUUCGCAGAAGACACCUGUCCGACAGAGAUCCCGUCCCCUUGUCCCCGGACCUCCCCAGCUCUGAGGAAGGCUCCCUCGAGCUACCGAGCGGAAAUUCGCCAGGCCUGAGCCACGGCCAAGCCGACAGCGGUCGCGGGUCAGAGACCGACAUGUGUGAGGGCUCAUCGCUGGAGCUGGCCUGCCUCCAAGUCAGCAGCCAAUUGGCUCAAGAUGACCUGGAGGGCUCGAGCUGGGCAACGGCAGUGGCCCUUGCUUGGCUGGAACAUCGCUGUGCCGGAUACUUCAUGGAGUGGGAGCUGCUGGCUGCAAAAGCGGACUUCUGGCUGCGAGGUCAGGAGCUGCCAGAGGGGGUGGACCUGGCCGGGCUGAGGGGGGCCGCCAGACAGCUGUUUCUGCUGCUGCGCCACUGGGAUGAGAACAUCAAAUUCAACAUGCUGUGCUAUAACCCCAAGUACAUGUGAGACAAUCACCUCUGGAAACUGAGCCAAAUGCAAGUGCCGUUAUUGAGUUAAAUCUACCAUGCAGUUAUCUUAAGAAAUAGCCUCAUCUUACAAAGCCAAAUCAUCAAGAGUCAAAGUUAAAGGCCUACUGAAAUGAGACUUUCUUAUUUAAACGGGGAUAGCAGGUCCAUUCUAUGUGUCUUACUUGAUCAAUUCGCGAUAUUGCUGUAUUUUUGCUGAAAGGAUUUAGUAAAGAACAUUGACGAUAAAGUUCGCAACUUUUGGUCGCUAAUAAAAAAAAGCCUUGCCUGUACUGGAAGUAGCAGAUGAUAUGCGCGUGACGUCAGAGGUUGUGGAGCUUCUCACAUCGGAACAUUGUUUACAAUCAUAGCCACCAGCAGCGAGAGCGAUUUCCCCAUUAAUUUGAGCGAGGAUGAAAGAUUUGUGGAUGAGGAAAGUAAGAGUGAAGGACUAGAAAAAAAAUAAAUAAAAAGACUAUAGAGUGGGAGCGGUUCAGAUGUUAUUAGUAGGGUUGGGUACCGAGUAUCGAUUGGAACCGGGACUAACUUUCCCAUUCUCCCGGAAUGGUUCAAAAGUUUAAAUUUUGAUUCCUAGUUUCGAUACCCAGUCCGCCGACCCGGAAGAAGAAGCCGCUGAACACCAACGAAGAAGCGCCCACCGCCGGAAGUGUUAGCCGAACGAGUCAGUCAAGCAUGGAUAGCAGGCGUCGACGGUCGAAAAUGUGGCUUUAUUUUACUAAAAAAAAAGGAAAUAUCGGCGAAAUGUAACAAGUGCGACAGGACUGUUUCGUGCUUAGGAGGGUGCAAGUCGAACAUGAUGAAGUACCUCCGAGUUCAUGGAGUACAAAUAAAUGCGUGUCCCGUCUUCGACAGGAGACACUAUCUGUCCAGAAAACUCACGCAUCCUGCCUGAGAAGGCGGAUAUGGUCAUUUUCCUAAACAAGAACUGUCUCUGAUUUUAUACUGUAUCUGCUACUAAUCUGGACUGGGUUUUGCAAGUUGUUUCUUAUUGUUUAUUUGCUUUUCUGCACCAGGUUAGCCCAUCAGUGGGAGCACGGUAACAUGUUUAAGUACCUGCAGCAUCAUACACUUGUGUGUGUGUAAAUGUGAUUUCAUGAGGUUUUCAAAAAUAAAGCUCUCUUAAUGAAAGAGUGAAAAUGUAUUUAUAAUAUUUAUAUUCAAGUUCAUAGAUUUGAUAUUGAUAUUCUAGUUGAAAACAGGGCUUUAAGGAAUUUGUAGUAAAGUUCACAAAAUGUUAAUAGAAUUAAAAUUGAUGGGGAAUGUCAGACUAUUUCACUCAGAAAGACUGUAGCUCAUUUAAAAUAUCCUGAACUUUUUUUUGACCCUGCCUUUUUUUUUUAAAAGAAAGAAUCGGAAUCGAGAAUCGUCAGGAAUCGGAAUCGAAGCAAAGAAUCGGAAUUGUUGGAAUUCAAACGAUACCCAACCCUAGUUAUUAGACAAAUUUACUAGGAUAAUUCUGGAAAAUCCCUUAUCUGCUUAUUGUGUUACUAGUGUUUUAGUGAGAUUAUAUGGUCGUACCUGUACAACAUGAAGGUCAGCCCCACACCUUUCUUCAGCACCAGUCCACGGGUGGUGGCGAUGCCCAUCUCUGCCCUUUGCAAGAGACCCUUUCCGAAACACGAUCUUUCGAAAUGAUCGCUGCAUAAUACACUGUACUUUGUGUCAACCGUGUUCGCUUGAUUGCUCUGUUCCUAGUAAAGCUUCACCGUCAGGGACGGCGUGGCGCAGUGGAAGAGUGGCCGUGUGCAACCCGAGGGUCCCUGGUUCAAUCCCCACCUAGUACCAACCUUGUCACGUCCGUUGUGUCCUGAGAAAGACACUUCACCCUUGCUCUUCAUGGGUGCUGGUUAGCGCCUUGCAUGGCAGCUCCCUCCAUCAGUGUGUGAAUGGGUAAAUGUGGAAGUAAUGUCAAAGCGCUUUGAGUACCUUGAAGGUAGUAAAGCGCUAUACAAGUACAACCCAUUUAAUUAUCUUUCGAGAAUGUAAACAAUGAAACACCGGCUGUGUUUGUGUUGCUAAAGGCGGCCGCAAUACACCGCUUCCCACCUACAGCUUUCUUCUUUGACGUCUCCAUUAAUCAAUGAAGAAAUUGCAAAAGAUUCAGCAACAUAGAUGUCCAUAAUACUGUGGAAUUAUGAGAUGGAAAGAAACGACUUAUAGCUGUGAAUGGUGCUGGAACAAAAUGUCCUCUACAAUGCGUGACAUCACGCGCACGCGUCAUCAUACCGCAACGUUUUAGCAUGAUACUUCCGUGCGAAAUUUAAAAUUGCAAUUUAGUAAACUAAACCGGCCGUAUUGGCAUGUGUUGCAAUGUUAAUAUUUCAUCAUUGAUAUAUAAACUAUCAGACUGUGUGGUCGGUAGUAGUGGGUUUCAAUAGGCCUUUAAAUACAGCCCGUCCAAUUUUAAUAUAGGAGCGCCAAAUUUGUAUAGUGGAUUUUUUUGUUUGCAAAAAUAAACUAUAAUAUGGGAACUUGACUACUUGUGGUGUCUGCACAAAAAGGGAAACAAACAACCCCUGUUGUAAGUAGCAUUUAUAUUUAUUAUAAAACGUCACAUUUUUUUACUGUGCUAAUGAUCUGUGACAUGUUCACCACAGGAGGACAUGACAUCGUCACAAGAAGCUGGCCUACAAUACUCGUACUUAGUAACUUUAAAACAGGAGUUGAGCUUAUUCCUCACAUGCUACACAUCAUUGCAGACCUGGGCAAAUCAAGGCCGGGGGGCCGCACACAGCCUUUUAAGCUUUUCAGUCUGGCCCACUGGACAUUCCCAAUUUUUUUCAAAUGUUUUUAAAUAACCGUAAGUCUUGAACUAUACAAAGUAUUUCAAUGGUUGGAAUCUGCACUUUUGCAUGAUAUACUCGUUACUAUGGUAAUCUAAUUAUUUACUAUGGUAAUUAAGUCACAGCAGCUCAGACGAGGCACUAGGCAGUGUGGGUGGGGAGCGUUUCUGUCAGGGACAGAUAAGGAAGGAGAUUUUUACAACAAAGUUCUAAAGCUUAGUGAUAUAUCAGAUUGUAGGUGGGGUUUUGUUUGACCCUUCGCAUUCAUAUUUUGCUGUUUUUGUUGCAUAUAUGUUGCAUUUCGCUUGAUUGUAAAAUAUGUCGAUGGAGAGGGUAGGUGACGACCAUACGUUGUCAAUAUUCAAUGUUUUCUCCUUCAUAGUUAAUAUUGUAAAUCCCACAUUCUUUUUUUUCAUUUACAUUCUGGGUGUCUCAUUCAGUAAAAAAAAAUUUAAAUUACAUUCCGUUUUUUCAGGCGAUCUGUCAUACCGUUUUUAGCUUUUAAUCAGACAUUAUUGUGAACUAAAAAUCAGAUAUAUCGGCUCUAAGACACAUUUUUUCUCAAAAUGUGCUCCCCCCGAGUCAAAUUAAUUGCCCACGCCUGCAUUAUUGCGUGCUUUGUGGAAUAUUGAGAGAAAACCUCACUAUGCUGCUGUGUUUCUAACAAAGGGUGUUAUGUAAAUAAAAGUUAUUUAAAAGAUAGACCUACUGAAAUUAGAAGAUGACACAUUUCAAUAUCACAAUGGAUGACAUACUUGUAAGUCAUGAUGUUGUGAUUACAAGAUUUGGAUAUUGUUGCAACAUUUACUGCAUACUCAAUGUUUCAUCACAUCGUGUUAAAUAGAAAAUCACCUCAUUGUGUCAUGUGCCACCAAA
Messenger RNA from Nerophis ophidion (straightnose pipefish), 8656 nucleotides. It is a transcript of the gene vwa5b2, whose product is annotated as von Willebrand factor A domain containing 5B2. The transcript is spliced from 26 exons. The record is from RefSeq and is a predicted model, not a curated record. Bases 841 to 4977 code for a protein of 1378 amino acids. NCBI's taxonomy places the organism in Eukaryota, Metazoa, Chordata, Actinopteri, Syngnathiformes, Syngnathidae.